Molecule: messenger RNA, 306 nt
Organism: Cydia splendana
Lineage: Eukaryota; Metazoa; Arthropoda; Insecta; Lepidoptera; Tortricidae
Product: gametocyte-specific factor 1-like
Exons: 1
Coding region: 1-306 (101 amino acids)
Source: RefSeq, a predicted model, not a curated record
AUGGAUGACCCCUUCAUUUCCUGCCCUUACGAGCCGAACCACCGGGUCCCUCGGUCCCGAAUCCAAGCCCACAUCGUAAAAUGCCAAAAAAACUACCCAGAGCUCGCGAUCUGCCCGUUCAAUGCUACACACCGAUAUCCCGCAGCUCAAAUAAAACAUCAUGUAGCCAACUGUCCCACAAAGCAGGCUAUGUUUCCUGAGGACGUGCCUGCAAAGGCCGCCGGAGCCCUGACGAAGCCUAAACCAAUACUGCAGAGGGAGUAUUUACCGGAGACUGACCCCAAUCAUGAGAUUUGGGAUAACUAA